Molecule: messenger RNA, 912 nt
Organism: Arabidopsis arenosa
Lineage: Eukaryota; Viridiplantae; Streptophyta; Magnoliopsida; Brassicales; Brassicaceae
Source: the annotation of a GenBank genome assembly
AUUUCGGAAAAAGAAACGACAGACAUGUUACUUCUUCGACGAUAACAAGUCUAUUUAGAACCACUAGUUGAGCUCUCAAGUGAAGAAGAAGAAAGCAUAACAAUGGCGUUGUUCUCCCCGCCAAUCUCUUCUUCUUCUCUUCAAAAUCCCAAUUUCAUCCCCAAAUUCUCAUUCUCUCUCCUCUCCACUAACCGCUUCUCUCUCCUCUCCGUCAGUCGAGCUUCCUCCGACAGUGGAUCAACCUCUCCCACCGCCGCCACCGCCGUGGAGGCUCCUGAGCCUGUGGAGGUGAUAGUGAAAGAGCCUCCGCAAUCAACACCGGCGGUUAAAAAGGAAGAAAUCACCGCCGCCAAAAAUGUCGCCGUCGAAGGUGAAGAGAUGAAAACGACGGAGACGGUUAUCAAAUUCCAGGAUGCGAGAUGGAUUAAUGGAACAUGGGAUUUGAAACAGUUCGAGAAAGAUGGAAAAACCGAUUGGGAUUCUGUAAUUGUUGCUGAGGCAAAGAGAAGAAAAUGGCUAGAAGAGAAUCCAGAAACAACGAGUAACGACGAACCAGUGCUUUUCGAUACGUCGAUUAUUCCAUGGUGGGCUUGGAUUAAGAGAUACCACUUACCUGAAGCUGAACUCUUAAAUGGUCGUGCUGCGAUGAUAGGAUUCUUUAUGGCUUACUUUGUCGAUAGUCUUACCGGAGUAGGACUUGUCGAUCAAAUGGGGAAUUUCUUCUGCAAGACACUCUUGUUUGUGGCUGUGGCUGGAGUUUUGUUCAUUCGUAAGAAUGAGGAUGUGGAUAAACUCAAGAACUUGUUUGAUGAGACUACAUUAUAUGAUAAGCAAUGGCAAGCAGCUUGGAAAAAUGAUGAUGAUGAGUCAUUGGGUUCUUCAAAGAAGUGAUAACAAAGAUUUUCUUGCUUU